CGGUCCCUUCUGUGUAGCCCUCCACUUUCAUUCAUAGGCGCGUAGAGCAGCAGUCAAAACCUCAUAAGCUCAUACGCCAGCCCACGACGAGCCUCCAGUGAAGACGGACAGUGAGAGUUUGUAGGAAGAAUGGCAGAAGCGCACCAGGCGGUGGCCUUCCAGUUCACCGUCACUCCAGAUGGCAUCGACCUACACCUAUGCCAUGAGGCCCUGCGGCAGGUUUACCUCUCCGGCCUGCACUCCUGGAAGAAGAGGUUCAUUAGGUUCAAGAAUGGUGUUAUGACUGGAGUAUAUCCUGGAAGUCCUUCUGGACUGAUAGUUGUUGUUGCGGGAUACAUGUCUUAUGCGAAGUAUGCUAAAAUAGACCCCUCGUUAGGACUCUUCACGAAACUGGCCACACACAUGCCAGUAAGUAAGUAUAUAACAGAAGAUGGUCAGCGUAUUGCUGGUGGAGUGCUGGUGGGCACAGGGCUGUGGGUCACCAUCAUCUUCAUUAUGAGGAGUGUCCUUAAAUCCCUGCUGUCUUGGCACGGAUGGAUGUACAAUCGCCAUGGAAAUGUGUCCAUAGGUACCAAGAUUUGGCUGGUGCUGGUGAAGUUGUUCUCUGGCCGUAAGCCAAUGCUCUACAGUUUCCAAAGCUCGUUGCCACGCUUACCCGUGCCCGCUGUGAAGGACACCACAAAAAGAUACCUUGAAUCAGUGCAUCCUCUUAUGGACGACGCGCAGUACAAACGUAUGGAGGGCCUGGCGAAGGAUUUUGAGAAGAACCUGGGCCCAAAACUCCAGUGGUACUUGAAGCUCAAAUCCUGGUGGACCUCCAACUAUGUCAGUGACUGGUGGGAAGAGUACAUUUACCUAAGAGGACGUGGGCCCAUCAUGGUCAACAGCAACUACUAUGCAAUGGACUUCCUGUAUGUCUUCCCCACUCAUCUGCAAGCUGCCAGGGCAGGGAAUGCUAUCCACUCUGCUAUGAUGUACAGGAGGAAACUGGACCGUGCUCAGCUUAAACCUAUUUACUUGCUGGAGAACAGAGUGCCACUGUGUUCAGCACAGUGGGAGCGGAUGUUUAACACGUCCCGCAUCCCGGGCCUGGAUACAGAUGCCAUUCAGCACGUGAAUGAGAGCAAGCACAUUGUGGUGUACCACAAGGGACGCUUUUUCAAGGUGUGGAUGUUUUAUGACGGCCGGUUGCUGUAUCCCAGAGAGAUCGAGCAGCAGAUGGAAAGGAUUCUGGCAGAUAAGUCUGAGCCUCAGCCUGGAGAGGAGCAUCUAGCUGCACUCACAGCGGGAGACAGAAUACCCUGGGCCAAGGCCCGCUCAACGUUCUUCAGUAGAGGGAAGAAUAAGCAGUCUCUGGAUUCAGUGGAGAAGGCAGCUUUCUUUGUGACUCUGGAUGACACUGAACAGCGUUAUGACCCUGAUAACCCUGUGCAGUCUCUGGACAGAUAUGCCAAAUCUCUUCUCCAUGGGAAAUGCUAUGACAGAUGGUUCGAUAAGUCCUUUAACCUGAUUGUGUUUAAGAACGGCACCAUGGGUUUGAAUGCUGAACACACCUGGGCUGAUGCCCCCAUUGUUGGCCACCUUUGGGAGCAAGUACUGGCUUUUGAUCCUGUGAUCAUGGGAUACACUGAAGAUGGUCACUGCAAGGGAAAAAUACACCCAAGUCUGCCUGGACCACAGCGCCUACAGUGGGAUAUUCCAGAGGAGUGCCAGUCAGUGAUCAGCAGCUCUCUGGAGGUGGCUAAUGCUUUAGCAGAUGACGUGGAUUCACACAUUAUCCCCUUCAGUGAGUUUGGCAAAGGCCUGAUCAAGAAGUGCAAGACCAGCCCAGAUGCCUUUAUCCAGAUCGUUCUCCAGCUUGCUCACUUCAGGGACAAAGGAAAGUUCUGCCUGACAUAUGAGGCAUCCAUGACACGACUGUUCCGAGAGGGUCGCACUGAAACCGUUCGUUCCUGCACCAUCGAGGCCUGUGCCUUCGUCCGCGCCAUGGAGGAGGAAAAACAGACGCGAGAGGAGAGGCUGCGACUGCUGAGGUUGGCAGCAGAGAAGCACCAGGACCUGUACAGACAGGCCAUGACAGGCAAAGGCAUCGAUCGGCACCUUUUCUGUCUCUACGUUGUGUCUAGGUACCUGGGAGUUGACUCUCCCUUCCUCAAAGAGGUGUUGUCUGAGCCAUGGAGACUGUCCACCAGUCAGACUCCUCUCCAGCAGCUGGACCUGUUUAAUCUGAAGAAGAACCCAGAGUAUGUGACCAGUGGAGGUGGCUUUGGCCCGGUGGCAGAUGAUGGUUAUGGAGUGUCAUAUAUCAUCCUUGGAGAAGACCUCAUCAACUUCCACAUAUCCAGCAAACACUCGAGUCCAGAGACUGAUUCUCACCGUUUCGGCAGUCAUAUUAAGCAGGCCAUGCUCGACGUUCUGGACCUUUUCCAGAUUGACAGGAAAGCCAAGAAGUGAUCACUGUUCUCUCUCACCAUUCACAAAAAGGGGUUUCAUUUCAGUGAAAUCCUCGGCAUGUUAUUCCUACAUAGGCAUGUACAGGGCAUGUACAGAUGCAUUGUUAGCUUUUAAUUUAUGAGAUAAGAAACAGAAAUUUAAACAGUAUAAAUGAAGCACAAACAGGUGAAUAUGUUCAUGUCCUGUUCAUUCACGUUAAGUAUGUAAAAGGUGAGAAGCGUCUUUUUUAUAACAGAUUGUACUAGCCUUCACUGUCCAUAUAUGGUUUUUAGCAUAUUAUACAUUGUUACCUUAAUGAACGGAAUGGCCGUCACACCAGAACCCAGACAAAACUCCAGAAGAGGCAUUCCUUUUCUGUACUGCGCACAUAACCAAGUUCCCUUUUGUAGCUGCUAUAAUAUGACAAAUUCAAUGCAAUGUUUUUAACAGAUAUUUUCAUACUCAGGUUAUUUGAAACUGCAUUUGUGACCUGCGGCGUAUUAGUGGCACUAUGGCAGGACAGCCACUAGAUGGAGCUAUUACAGUACUCACGCCGCAGAGUCGCACAGUGUGGACCGUAGCAACCUCUGAAGUCUGUUUUUAGCACUUAAACUUGUCAGAUAGACUGCGUUAACUCUGAAUGGCGUGGGAGUUUGUUUCUAAACAGUUUACUGUAGCAGUACAUUUGCAAUGAGAUUGUUACGUAAUUUAAGUGUACUUUAAGUAGCAUUUCCAUGCAGUCCUAAGAAACAAUAAAUGAGUAGAUAAUGUGGAUGAGAUGAAAUGUUUUAAGAACAAGUAAAAGUGCACGGUUGCCUUUGAACUGCAAAGAAAUCCCUUCAUUUCCUCCACCACAGGAUAUUUCCUAUUCUUUUUUGAAGACAAACACUUUUAUGUGAUUUCUACAUGAACCUGACGAAUGCUGUUUAUUGUAUUUUGGUUGCCUGACCCACUGUGGAACUACAGUACUGAAGGUGAGACAUAUAUGCAGCUUAGUAGGAACAGGCAGUUACAGGUGACGCAGUUCAGCUUUUACCAAGCUUCACUGGUCUGGGUGUGGCCUACACUCAGUGCUGCGAUGGCACAUUGUCACAGCUAGGAGGGACAGCAACCUUUGAUUUGAACAAAUGGGUUAUGUCCACAAACACGAGGAACAAAGGGAUAUUUUGGUCUGUAUAUGUUGGACAUCAGUGGCAGAAAAGUGUGCUAUUUAUUUUAUCUAUUAAAUCCAUAUUUUCACGGUGCAUUUUAUUGCUUUGGUUUAUGAAUAGGGUGUGCUCAUUAAUGGUUUGAAUUGGUGUUCUUGAUUGAAUGUAAAAAAAACGCUGAACAAAAAUAAAAUAACACAUUUUUGUGGAAGGAAUGUGUGUCAUUAAAAUGUGGUUAAUGUUGUGGCUGAAAUAUUUAUAUGACAUUUGCCACAGAUGCAGUUCAAAUACCAAAACACAAUAAAAAUAAAUGUGAAAAAUUGAUCUGA
Pygocentrus nattereri (red-bellied piranha) is the source of this 3910-nucleotide messenger RNA. It is a transcript of the gene cpt1ab, whose product is annotated as carnitine palmitoyltransferase 1Ab (liver). The record is from RefSeq and is a predicted model, not a curated record. Gene Ontology annotation, molecular function: carnitine O-palmitoyltransferase activity. The coding region runs from base 130 to 2454 and encodes 774 amino acids. Gene Ontology annotation, biological process: fatty acid metabolic process; carnitine metabolic process. Gene Ontology annotation, cellular component: mitochondrion. Lineage: Eukaryota; Metazoa; Chordata; Actinopteri; Characiformes; Serrasalmidae. The transcript has 19 exons.